AGGGCAUUUUCGUCCGACGAAGUGAGAGGAGUUUGCGAAGAUGCCCUCGAGCUCCUUGAAGUUGUCCCUUCAACUCCCAUAAUUUGCUUCCUGCAUCUUUGGGUUUUCUUGGGGUAUAUUCUCUCUUCUCUUCUUCAUUUCUCUCUUUCUGUAAUUGUGAACUAUACCCAACAAAUCACACACAUAUGUGUAUAGCUUAUAUAUAUGUAUAGAGAGAGAGACGUACAGAGAGACAACCGGUGCUGAAUUUGCAACCCCUUUUUCAUCUUGAGCUUAGCCAUUGAUUAUUCUCAAUUGAUGGAGCUCCGGUGAUAAAUCCCAGAGCCUACUUGUUCUUCAAGAUAUUUGGAAGACCAUGGUGCUGUUUGGUGGCUCUUGAAACCAAUUUGCCUUGUUUAUGUUUGUGGUGAAAAUGGAGAAUGGUGCUGUUUGAUUCACAAGCUUUAUUCAUUAUAGCUCUUCGUCAAUGUUCUGAUCUGAAUUAGUUUUCCAUCAAGACCCAGAAGGAUCCCUAUUUACACUAGUUUGUAAAUAAUUAUUUACUCUGAGGAUCGAGUUAUAUUAGCAGCAGAUCUGAGUAACACCCUGUUUUAUUAAUAUAUUAAAUGGAGGAUUUAGUUUUGCCUCCAUGCCAGAAGCAGACGAUACAAACUCCUCGCAGAUGCACACCUCAGAGUAAGGAUCUGUGGUUGGCUGUUGAGGAGGGGUCUGUUGGUGAUGUUGACUUAGCUUUGUCGUUCCUCAAAAAGAAGGGAGGAAAUAUUAAUGCAAGGACUCCGUUUGGCCUCACACCCCUGCAUAUUGCAACUUGGAGGAACCACGCACCUAUUGUAAGAAGGCUCCUUGAUGCUGGUGCGGACCCUAAUGCUAGGGAUGGGGAAUCAGGAUGGAGUAGCCUUCAUAGAGCUCUGCAUUUUGGACAUCUGGCUGUUGCUUGUGUCCUUCUCCAGUUUGAUGCCUCAUUAACAUUGGAGGACUCAAAAUCCCGAACACCGGUCGAUCUCCUAUCUGGUCCUGUACUGCAGACUGUCGGGAAGGACAACAAUUCAAUAUCUACUGAGGUCUUUAGUUGGGGCAGUGGUGUUAAUUAUCAACUUGGUACUGGAAAUGCACACAUCCAGAAGUUACCAUGCAAAGUUGAUUCACUUCAUGGUUCUUUCAUCAAAUUGAUUUCUGCUGCAAAGUUCCAUAGUGUCGCAGUUAGUGCACGUGGAGAAGUCUACACCUGGGGAUUCGGGAGGGGCGGCCGUCUUGGGCAUCCUGACUUUGAUAUACACAGUGGUCAAGCUGCAGUCAUCACUCCUCGUCAAGUGACUUCAGGUUUAGGUGCACGUCGUGUUAAGGCUAUUGCUGCAGCUAAGCAUCACACUGUUGUUGCAACAGAGAGUGGAGAAGUAUUUACAUGGGGUUCUAAUAGAGAGGGGCAACUUGGCUAUACUUCUGUUGACACGCAACCCACCCCUCGUAGAGUUAGUUCCUUGAAGGCUAGAAUAGUAGUUGUUGCUGCAGCGAACAAACACACUGCAGUAGUUUCGGAGGCUGGAGAAGUUUAUACAUGGGGUUGCAAUAAAGAGGGCCAGCUUGGUUAUGGAACCUCUAACUCAGCUUCAAAUUACACUCCUAGGGUGGUGGAAUACUUGAAGGGAAAAUCUUUUACUGCAGUUUCUGCAGCAAAGUGUCACACUAUUGUUUUAGGAUCUGAUGGAGAGGUGUUCACUUGGGGUCAUCGACUUGUUACUCCUAGGCGUGUGGUGAUUGCUAGAAAUAUAAGAAAAGUGGGAAAUACUGUGCUGAAGUUCCACCGCAAAGAACGCCUUAAUGUGAUUUCUAUAGCUGCUGGAAUGACACAUAGCAUAGCUCUUACAGAUGAUGGUGCAUUGUUUUACUGGGCAUCUUCAGAUCCUGAUCUUCGAUGCCAUCAGUUAUAUUCGCUAUGUGGAGGAAGUAUAGUAAGCAUUUCUGCUGGGAAGUACUGGACUGCUGCAGUUACUGCAACUGGUGAUAUUUAUAUGUGGGAUGGUAAGAAGGGAAAAGAUGAUCCACCUACUCCGAUUAGGUUGCAUGGGGUGAAGAAGGCAACUUCAGUAUCAGUUGGAGAGACACAUCUUCUGAUUGUCAGUUCACUCUAUCAUCCAUGCUAUCUUCCUAGUAUUGCUGAGAAUAGUCAGAACCUCAAGGCCCAGGAUGAAUUAGAUGAAUUGCGUGAAGGUUUCAUGUUUGAUGACGUUGAGUCUGAGGAUGUCCAUAAUAUGCAGAACGAUGAAAUAGGCAACCCCUCACUGCCGGGUGGUAGAAACUUCUCUGGGAAAAGAACUGUACCAAGCUUAAAGAGUCUUUGCGAGAAAACAGCUGCAGAGCAUUUGGUGGAGCCACGAAAUGUCAUACAACUGCUGGAAAUUGCAGAUGCACUAGGAGCAGAUGAUCUCAAGAAACAUUGCCAGGAGAUUGCAAUCCGUAACCUAGAUUACGUUCUUACAGUGUCAGCCCAUGCUUUUGCUGGCACUUCAUUGGAUAUUUUGGUAGAUCUUGAGAAACUGUUAGACUUGAAGUCAUCAGAACCAUGGAGUUACCGUAGGCUUCCUACACCCACUGCUACCUUUCCAGCCAUUAUCAAUAGCGAGGAAGAGGAUGGUGAUACUGAAUUACUUAGAAUGCGUGAUGAUGGAACAAAGACGCCAACUUCCAGAAAAGAGGGAGUUCAGAGAUUAGAUGGCUUUCUGCAAUCUGGUGAUGCUGCAAUGGAAGGCGCCGACAAAAAAAUAAGGGCUUUGAGGAAAAAGUUACAGCAGAUUGAGCUACUUGAGGAAAAACAAUCUAAGGGCCAUCUUCUCGAUGACCAGCAGAUUGCAAAACUUCAGAAGAGGUCAGUAUUGGAAAGUUCACUUGCUGAGCUUGGUGCACCAAUUGAAACUGUGCAGACCAAAUCAUCUGCUUCUGUGGAUGAGAAAUGGAGUAAGAAAGCGUUAUCUAGAAAGCAAAGAAGAAAGAGCAAACAGAAGGAUGCAGAAAACAAAGAGGAGUGUAGUGAUUUUGCAAUUGGAGAUGAACCAGACAUUAUGAAGGGUUUCGUGGAUGCUGAAGUUACUGAAGACACCAAUAAGGGGAAGGCUCCGGAGUUUGAAAGUUCUAUGGCUAUCCAAGAGACCAUAGUUUCUCCGUACAACAAGAAAGCAAUUGCGGACAUUCCCCAAAAUAAGAUUGCUACACCUACAACAUCCAAGAAAAAGAAUAGGAAAGGCGGGCUCUCUAUGUUUCUUAGUGGUGCCCUUGACGAUGUUCCAAAAACCACUGCUCCACCUCUGGUGGUGGCCAAAAGUGAGGGUCCUGCUUGGGGUGGUGCUAACAUUUCUCGGGGGUUGACCUCACUUCGUGAUAUACAGGAUGAGCAGAGCAAAACCAAGUGUACUAAGACUACAAGAAAAAAAGAAUUGGAAGAUUUUUCUGAAGGCGCUAUUGGUGGGAAACUCCCGUUGAGUUCGUUUUUACAUUCCUCUCCAAUACCUAUGGUCCCCUCUAGGAAGGGGCAGGUGUCUGAUGGAGAUCGAAACACGCCUUCUUGGGCAUCAUCUGGAACUCCACCUUCCCUUUCCCGUCCUUCUCUCAGGGACAUCCAAUUGCAACAGGGAAAACAACAACAGGGUAUUUCUCACAGCCCAAAAACUAGGACUACUGGAUUCUCUGUGACGACGACGGGUCAGGGAUCACCAUCAGAGUCUGCUGGCAUGAACCGCUGGUUUAAACCAGAAACCGAUACUCCCUCAUCAAUCCGUUCAAUUCAGAUCGAGGAGAAGGCCAUCAAGGACCUAAAGCGCUUUUACAGCAGCGUUAGAAUUGUGAAGAACCAGUCAUAGGACAGGAGAAGUUGUAGUAUCUUCUUGCAGUUCUUUUUUUAACUUCUUAGGUAACAUUCUCUGUAAAUCGACCCUGUACAGCGGAUCGACGUCUUUACUUUUCUAUGCUAGUAGUCUACUCCAGUUUUCUUAUUGCGAUGAAGGCCAAGCCUAACUUGAAGCAUCAACAGCGGCACGAUAUGGUUGGCUCUGUGCCCUUCUUUUCGAUGCUGAACUUGUAGGAAGAAUGCCUGUAAUGUAUAUUUAUAUGUCAGCUUGGCUAUGGACAUUAUGCAGGAAGCAGAUAGGCCUAAAAUACUAGCCAAUAACAUGCAUGGAACUAUCAAUAAAAUCUUUAUUUUUUC
Messenger RNA from Sesamum indicum (sesame), 4195 nucleotides. RefSeq names its product ankyrin repeat family protein / regulator of chromosome condensation (RCC1) family protein. Gene Ontology annotation, molecular function: protein binding. The record is from RefSeq and is a predicted model, not a curated record. NCBI's taxonomy places the organism in Eukaryota, Viridiplantae, Streptophyta, Magnoliopsida, Lamiales, Pedaliaceae.